AUGGAUGUUGUAGAACCAGUUCCUGAAUCAACUACGAUCACGUCUGAAGUACCUAAGCCAGAAUCUGAUAUAAAUAAAAAGACAGAACAAACUAUGGAAAAUUUAGAAAAUGAAAUAGACAAAGCAUAUGGUGUAGUAGAAUCUAAAUUUCAACAAUUUUGGUCAAAAAAUUCUCAUUUAUUACAAAAUCAAUCAAUUGAUGAACACAAGCAGCAAUUUGUGAAACAAUUAAAUUCAAUGAAAGAAAAUCUUAGUCACAACAAGAAUAUUCAAUUAGUUACUGAAAAUUUUAAUAAUUUUGAGAAUCAAUUAAAAGAUUUAAAUCUCGAAGGGAAGCUAAAUAUCAAAGAUAUAUCAACAAAAGCAAAUCAUGCAUUAGAUGUAUUAGAUUCAAAAUUAGAAAUUGUUGAAAAAGAAGCUAGUAAAUAUGUUAAUUCUUUUACUUCCUUUUUUUCACAAAUUAUAUCAGUUGCACCAGAAGAAUCGAAACCAGAACCUGAAAAGGAAGUAAUCUUCAAUUCAUCAUUAAAUCAAUAUACAAAUUAUGGGACAACUCGUUACGAUAGUGACUUAUUAAAACUUCAUACUGAUAAAAGUUAUUAUAUAACGAAGGAUGAAGAUGAUACUUCUCCAGAUACAAAUUUCAAUGCUGAUGAUAAAACAAAAGAAAUAGAAGAAUUAUUAAAAAAAUAUCCAACAACAUUAACUAAACUAAUGAAUGAAAUAGUACCAAUACAAGUAAGUUAUAAUAAAUUUUGGUAUUUAUAUUUUCAAAAUGAAUUAAAAUUACAAGAAUUAGAUAAACAAAGGAAAGAAUUACAAACUAAAAAAGAAGAUGAAGAAUUUGAUUGGGAUGAUGAUGAUGAAGAUGAAAUGGAAACUCCAGAAAAAGUAUUAUCACUGAAAGAAACCAAACCUGAAAUAAACUCUGAAAAAACAGAUAAAAAAGAUAAAACUCUCGAAAAAGAUGAAGAUGAAGAAGAAGAAGACGAAGAAGAUGAUUGGGAGUAA
Molecule: messenger RNA, 1011 nt
Organism: Lodderomyces jiufengensis
Lineage: Eukaryota; Fungi; Ascomycota; Pichiomycetes; Serinales; Debaryomycetaceae
Gene: DOS2
Product: Dos2p
Exons: 1
Coding region: 1-1011 (336 amino acids)
Cellular component (GO): cytoplasm
Source: RefSeq, a predicted model, not a curated record